Messenger RNA from Penicillium coprophilum, 2427 nucleotides. RefSeq names its product Nitrilotriacetate monooxygenase component A/pristinamycin IIA synthase subunit A. Lineage: Eukaryota; Fungi; Ascomycota; Eurotiomycetes; Eurotiales; Aspergillaceae. The coding region runs from base 1 to 2427 and encodes 808 amino acids. The record is from RefSeq and is a predicted model, not a curated record. Gene Ontology annotation, molecular function: monooxygenase activity; oxidoreductase activity, acting on NAD(P)H; oxidoreductase activity, acting on paired donors, with incorporation or reduction of molecular oxygen. The transcript is spliced from 3 exons.
AUGGGUGAAAUCAUACCAACCUCCGGGAAAAAGCAGAUCAUCCUCAAUGCUUUCGUCAUGAAUACCCCGGGCCAUUUGGCACCCGGGCUAUGGAAACACCCAAGAAACAAAACCGACCAGUACAAAUCCCUCUCAUUCUGGACUGAUCUAGCUCAAUUGCUCGACAAAGCUGGUUUCCAUGCGAUGUUCCUCGCGGACACCCUGGGGGCGUACGAUGUGUACAAGGGCCCUAGUAAUGUUGUGCCAGCAUUGGCCUCGGGCGCGCAAUUUCCAGUCAAUGACCCAUUGUACCUUGUUCCUGCCAUGUCUGCCGUUACAAAGAACCUCAUUUUUGGAGUGACUGCCAGCGUGACAUAUGAGAAACCGUACGCGCUGGCACGCCGACUCUCUACCGUGGAUCAUCUCAGUCAGGGCCGUCUGGCAUGGAAUAUUGUCACGUCUUAUCUGGAUAGUGCAGCCCGAAACCACGGACUGAAUGAGCAGAUCCCGCAUGACGAGCGAUACGCAAUAGCAGAUGAAUAUCUUGAGGUGCUCUACAAGCUCUGGGAAGGCAGUUUCCGAGACGACGCCGUACUCGCCGACCGACAGCUCGGAACAUACAUUGCUAGCGAUGGUGUGCGAGAGAUCAACCAUAAAGGAAAAUACUUUGAUGUUCCUGGGCCUCAUUUCUGCGAACCAUCGCCACAGCGUACGCCAUUCCUGUUCCAAGCCGGUGUGUCUGAGGCCGGUGGUCAAUUUGGCGGAAAGCACGGCGAGGCUAUAUUCAUCGGCGGUCAAACCCCCGAAGGUACUCGCAUGACGGUGGAUAAUAUACGCAACAUUGCCAAGCAACAAGGCCGCGAUCCCAAUCAUAUCAAAGUGAUCGUGGGUAUCAACGUGAUUGUCGCCGCAACAAAUGAAGAAGCGGUGGCAAAGCGGGAAGACUAUCUUCAAUAUGCCGAUGACGAAGGUGCACUCGCUUUGUUUGGCGGAUGGACCGGAAUUGACCUGUCAAAUCAUGCUGAUGAUGAGGAUUUCCGGUUCAGCGACUCUCCGCGGGUCCAGUCCAUUGUUCGGAGAUGGUCCGCUACCGUUCCAGGCACGGAUAGCUUGCCUUGGACCAAACGGAGGAUCGUGGAGUACAUCAGUGUGGGUGGGCUCCAGGCCAAGGUUGUUGGCAGCCCCACAACAGUUGCAGAUGAGUUAGAAAGAUGGGUGGAGGUAUCCGACGUGGAUGGUUUCAAUCUUGCCCAUAUUGUCAAUCCUGGAACCUUUGAAGAUAUCAUUGAGUUUUUGUUGCCUGAACUACGACGGAGAGGGGUGUUCCGAGAAGAAAUCGAGAAAGAAGGUGCCACAGCUCGUGAAUAUCAACUUGAUCUGCUUGAAUCUCAUCAAAUACCAUACUCCAAAAUGAAAGAAGCUGUUGUCGACAAGAACACUUCGGUCAUCAUCCGCGAUGUUGACAUCCCCACGCCUGGACAUGGUCAAGUCCUCAUCCGGGUAGUAGUGUCAGGUACCAACCCGAAGGACUGGAAACUCCCCAUAUGGCAACCAGAAAAUGUCAUGAAUCAGGGAGACGAUAUCGCGGGGUACGUGGAAGCAGUGGGAGAGGGAGUCCUGAACUUCCGUAAGGGAGACAAAGUGGCCGCGCUGCACAAUCUGGGUAGCCCCCAUGGAAGUUAUGCCGAAUACGCCAUUGCAUGGGAAUACACAACAUUCCAUCUCACCGAGAAUACCGGGUUUGAAGAGGCUGCUACUAUUCCCCUUGCUGCGAUGACUGCUGCAUUGGGCCUAUAUCAGGAGUUAAAACUGCCUUUGCCUUGGAGCCCCGUCGAUAAACCCACUCCAUUGGUUGUGUACGGCGCUGCCUCAGCGGUUGGCGCAUUUGCGAUCAAGUUCGCUCAACUAUCGAACAUACACCCCAUCAUUGCUGUCGCAGGCAAAGGUGCUCCCUUCGUUGAGACGUUGAUCAGCAGAGAAAAGGGAGAUACCAUCGUUGAUUAUCGCGAAGGAUCCGACGCGAUCCACGCGGGGAUUAGAGCUGCUAGCAAUGGCGUACCCAUUCAGCAUGCCUACGAUGCCGUGUCCGAGAAGGGAAGCUAUGAGACUAUCGGUGCUGCUCUCGAUAAGCCUGGGAAAAUUACUGUUGUUUUACCCGUGAAAGUUGACAAGGCACAGGAGCAGAUUAGCUUCCAUCCCACUAUGGUUGGGUCUGUUCAUAAGCCCCCUGCUGAGGGCCAGGUUCUUGGUGAUAAGGAAUUCGCGGCCGCCCUUUUCCAAUUCAUUGGUCGAGGUCUGGCACAGGAAUGGUUCUCAGGCCACCCAUACGACGUGAGAACAGGUGGACUGGGAGGUCUCGAGGCGGCAUUGAAAGAUCUGAAGGCUGGCAAUGCAUCUGCUGUGAAAUAUGUGGUGGAGCUUGCCGAGACUGCUGGAGUUCAGCAGUAG